ACAAAAUAAAUCAACAAAUAAAAACGAAACAGAACAAAUUGAGAGAAAAAUGAUUGAACAACGGGAACUAAUAGAUAAAUUAUUGGAAACAAAAAUAAACGAAAUACACAAAAAAAUGGAUAUAAUAAAUAAUAAAAUUGAAGAAAAUAAAGAAUUAUUCGAAUUGGAACAAAAUAAAAAAAAUUGGAAUUUAAAAAAUAAAGAGACUUUGGAAGAACGUUUUAAUAAAUUUGAAAAAGAAUUUAUAGAGACAUUUGGAUGGAAUAUGAAAAAUUAUAAAGAAAUGGAGGAAAAAAUAAAAAUUAUGGAAAAUAAUGAAAAUGAGUAUUUACAGAAAAUUGAAAUAAUUGAACAAAAAUUAAAUCGUUUGGGGAAUUUAGAAGAAAAAAUAAGAAAUUUGGAAAUUUUUGAGAAUAAUUUUAAGAGAUUACAACCAACAAUUGAAAAUUUAGUUUUUAAUGAUAAAAUAAAAAAUGUUGAAAUUUUGGAAGAAAAAAUUAAAAAAUUGGAGAGAUUGGAAGAUGUUAAAUUGCCAGAAAUUGAAAAGGAAAUAUUUAAUUUGAAUAAACAGAGGAAACUGGAUAUUUUGAAAAUUAAUGAAAUUGAUAAAUUAAAAAAUUUGAUAACAAAUAUAAAUGAAGAAAGCAGAAAUAAUAAUAAAAAUUUUAAUGAUGAAAUCAAAAAAUUAAAUUCUUUGAGGUAA
Molecule: messenger RNA, 703 nt
Organism: Meloidogyne enterolobii
Lineage: Eukaryota; Metazoa; Nematoda; Chromadorea; Rhabditida; Meloidogynidae
Source: the annotation of a GenBank genome assembly